Molecule: messenger RNA, 2208 nt
Organism: Arachis duranensis
Lineage: Eukaryota; Viridiplantae; Streptophyta; Magnoliopsida; Fabales; Fabaceae
Product: pentatricopeptide repeat-containing protein At5g66520-like
Exons: 3
Coding region: 1-2115 (704 amino acids)
Biological process (GO): RNA modification
Molecular function (GO): zinc ion binding; protein binding; RNA binding
Source: RefSeq, a predicted model, not a curated record
AUGAAUUCAAUCAAACUCACGCGCAAACUCAAGCCACCACCAUCACCACCAUGCAACACAACCACAUUCACUACUUUCACCCAUUCCCCACAACACCCUCCUCCUCCUCUCGCAACCCACACUUUCCCUCUCUCUUCUCUCGAAUGCGGAACCUUGCUUCAGUUCCUCGCCAACUCCAAGUCCCUCUCACAGGCCAAACAGCUUCACUGCCACGUCAUCAGUUGCGGCACCCUCCUCAACAACACCUACCUCGGAACAAAGCUCGCAGCUUGCUACGCUUCAUGUGCCCAAAUGAGAGAAGCACACCACCUGUUCGACGAAAUUUCGCUUAAGAACUCCUUUUUGUGGAACUCAAUGAUAAGGGGUUACGCUUGUAACGGUUUUCCGUGGAGGUCCCUUUUUAUGUACCGUGAGAUGUUCAGUUUCGGUGUCGAGGCUGAUAAUUUCACGUACCCUUUUGUUCUCAAGGCGUGUGGUGAUCUUUUGCUUGGUGAGAUGGGUAGAAAGGUUCAUGCUUUGGUUAUGGUUAGUGGAUUGGGGUCUGAUAUUUAUGUUGCGAAUUCGCUGAUGUCAAUGUAUUUUAAGCUUGGGGAAAUUGGGAUCGCGAGUUUCGUGUUUGAUGAAAUGCCUCAGAGGGAUUUGAGUUCGUGGAAUACUUUGAUGUCAGGAUGGGACUACUUUGCUUUCACUCCUUUGUGCUUGCAUGGUUACAUUGUGAGGAAUGGUGGUACACUGUGUAAUGAGUUUUUGAUGAAUUCUCUUAUUGACAUGUACUGCAAUUGUGAUUCAGUGUCUGCUGCUAGGAAAGUAUUCGAAGGAUUGACAGUGAAGGAUACCGUGUCUUGGAAUUCUUUGAUUUCCGGUUAUGAGCGACAUGGAGACCCUUUUGAAGUUUUGGAGCUUUUCAGUCAGAUGUUUAUAGGAGGUGUGAUUCCUGAUGAGGUGACUAUUAUUUCUAUACUUGGGGCUUGUAAUCAAACCUCCGCCUUGCAAUUGGGUUCAUCGGUUCACUCAUAUAUUGUCAAAAAGGGUUUUGGUGUAAAUACUGCUGUGGGAACUGCCCUUGUUAGCAUGUAUGCUAACUGUGGAAGUUUACUUCGUGCACGUCAAGCAUUCGACGAGAUGCCAGAAAAAAAUUUGGCUUCAUGGACAGUUAUGGUUACCGCAUUUGGAACUCAUGGGAGGGGAAGAGAGGCUAUCUCCCUCUUUUAUGACAUGUUAGGUCAACAUAUUAUUCCAGAUGAAGGCAUGUUUACUUCAGUUUUAUCGGCCUGCAGUCAUUCUGGCUUAGUCGAUGAGGGUAAAGAAAUAUUCUAUAAAGUGAUGAGAGACUACAAUAUGGAGCCUGGGCACACUCAAUAUUCCUGUUUGAUUGAUCUACUUGGCAGAGCAGGGAACUUAGAUGAAGCAUAUAUAGUUAUAAACGACAUGAGAUUGAAACCCAACGAGGAUAUAUGGACUUCUCUCCUUUCAGCUUGUAGAUUACACCGAAACCUCAAGUUAGCUGAGAUUGCAGCUGAGAAACUUUUUGAAUUGAAUCCAAAUGAAGUAAGCGGCUACGUUUGUCUUGCUAACAUAUAUGCUGCCGAGAGACGGUGGGAGGAUGUUGAAAAGGUGAGGGAAUUGGUGAAGAAAAGGAGAUUGAGCAAGCCACCUAGUUACAGUUUUGUUGAGUUAAAUAAUAUGGUUCAUCAAUUUUUUGUUGGAGAUAAAUUGCACCAAAAAUCAGAUGAAAUUUUUGCCAAAUUGAAAGAACUGAAUGAGCAGCUUAAAAAAAUUGGGUACAAGGCUGAAACUAGUUUUGUUCUCUAUGAUGUGGAGGAAGAAGUAAAGGAGAGGAUGCUCUGGGAUCAUAGUGAGCGGUUGGCUCUUGCUUUUGCUCUUAUUAACACUAAUCCGGGAGUCACAAUCAGAAUAACCAAGAAUCUUCGUGUGUGCGGUGAUUGCCACACAGUGAUGAAGAUGAUUUCUAAGCUCACAGGUCGCGAGAUUAUUAUGCGAGAUAUCACUAGGUUUCACCAUUUUAGAGAUGGAAGGUGUUCAUGUGGUGACUACUGUCACUCAAGGGAUUUUGGAUUGUCACAUUUUGGUGUCACCAUUGCAGAAGCAGCAUGACUAUAAUCCGAAUAGUUUUAUUUUCAUCUGAUUCUUAAAUGGAUUGUUCACAUCUUGAUUCUUGGGAAUCAACCAUCACUACAUAUAUCACUU